Hibiscus syriacus is the source of this 2371-nucleotide messenger RNA. RefSeq names its product calmodulin-binding protein 60 D-like. Bases 212 to 2038 code for a protein of 608 amino acids. Gene Ontology annotation, cellular component: nucleus. Lineage: Eukaryota; Viridiplantae; Streptophyta; Magnoliopsida; Malvales; Malvaceae. Gene Ontology annotation, biological process: regulation of salicylic acid biosynthetic process. Gene Ontology annotation, molecular function: sequence-specific DNA binding; calmodulin binding; DNA-binding transcription factor activity. The transcript is spliced from 9 exons. The record is from RefSeq and is a predicted model, not a curated record.
AAACAGAUAUACAGAGAAGAAAUUCCGUUCCUUUUCAGUGGAAUAAAUAAAGAAUGGAGUGUGCUUUUUGGAAGUGAAAGAUUAAAAAAUCAGUUUUUUUGGGUGGCACUGAAAGUUCAAUGUACGAGUUUUGAUUUCAGGGUUUUGGUUUGUUUCGUUUCUUUUUAUUUUAGCUUUUUCUCGGCAACCAAGCAGGUUGAGUUUUGUAAUAAUGCAAACGAGGUACGUGGAAGGGUCGAAAAGUAUGGCGUCGAGAGAGAAGAGAUGUUUGGAUUCCCCGAGUUCUGGAGAUGAAGGACCUGAUAGGAAACGUCCAGCUCUUGCUAGUGUCAUUGUUGAAGCUUUGAAGGUGGAUAGUCUGCAGAAACUGUGUUCAUCAUUGGAACCUAUUCUUCGUAGAGUUGUCAGCGAAGAAGUGGAACGUGCUCUGGCAAAACUAGACCCUCCCAAGCUUAAUGCUAGCAUGCAGGUCUUCUUCUACCCUAAACGGAUAAAAGGCCAUGAUGGGAGAAAUCUGCAGCUGCAAUUUAAAUCAAGGUUGUCCCUCCCUCUAUUUACAGGAGGGAAAGUGGAAGGAGAACAAGGUGGUGCUAUCCACGUUGUCUUGAUUGAUGCAAACACCGGUCAUGUUGUCACUUAUGGUCCAGAGUCCUCUGCCAAACUCGAUGUCGUCGUCCUCGAGGGUGAUUUCAACAACGAAGACGACGAUAACUGGACUCAAGAAGAAUUCGACAGCCAUGUCGUGAAAGAGCGUGAAGGGAAAAGGCCCCUACUAACCGGUGAUCUGCAGGUGAUUCUGAAGGAUGGUACGGGAACAUUGGGAGAGCUUACGUUCACCGAUAACUCGAGCUGGAUAAGGAGUAGGAAAUUCAGACUCGGGUUGAAGGUUGCUCCGGAUUCCUGCGAUGGUGUCCGUAUUCGUGAAGCGAAAACGGAUGCCUUCACAGUCAAGGACCACCGAGGAGAAUUAUACAAGAAACAUUAUCCACCAGCACCACAUGAUGAAGUGUGGAGAUUGGAGAAGAUAGGCAAAGAUGGGUCAUUUCACAAGAGGCUUAACAAAGCUGGGAUUUUCACGGUUGAAGAUUUUCUAAGACUCGUGGUUAGGGACUCACAGAGACUGAGAAAUAUCCUUGGGAGUGGAAUGUCUAACAAGAUGUGGGAUGUUUUGUUGGAGCAUGCAAGGACUUGUGUUCUAAGUGGGAAACUCUAUGUUUAUUACCCUGAUAGUGUGAGGAGUGUUGGCAUAGUGUUCAACAAUAUCCAUGAGUUGAGUGGCCUAACUGCAAAUGGACAAUACUAUGCAGCGGAUUCACUUUCGGACAAUCAGAAGGUUUAUGUGGAUGCCUUGGUAAAGAAGGCAUAUGAAAAUUGGAUGCAUGUUAUAGAGUAUGAUGGUAAAUCUCUACAAGACAGUAACGAAGACGAUAAUGGAGGUGCUUCACAAACUACUGUUUCGAUGGAUCCCCAAGGGUAUCCGAGUUCAAUUGACCAGCACCAGGUUCCCCCGAGCCUGUCUGUUCCGGUCCCUUCGGAGUAUCCUCCAAUGGAUUCCGGUCUAAAUGUUGGAGAUUAUGAAGCUUCCAUGGUCCAUCUCAAUGCUCAGACUCAGUUAAAUGUUAAUGAGCUAGCACAUGGUCCAUCUCAGUCAUCCAUGCCGGGUUUCCAUGGUGUCGCCACUCCUAACAUUCCGACGUACAAGCCACCGGCUCUUGAUGAUUUCUUGUCGGAGGAGGAGAUCGGAAUGAGAAGAAACGAGAUGGUCGAAAAUGAGGAGAUGCAGCAUCUUCUACGUAUCUUUAACAUGGGAAACCAUGGCCAUGCUAUUUUCAAUCCGUCUGAAGAUGGUUAUCCUUAUGCAUCGACACACAUACCGAACUCGUGUCCGAAUUACGGUUUCAACAACGAAGCUUCGAGUUCUUCGGGGAAAGCCGUGAUGGGGUGGCUGAAGUUCAAAGCAGCCCUUAGAUGGGGCAUCUUCACUCGGCAAAAGGUGGCCGAAAGGCGGGCACACCUCGUUGAGUUGGAUGAUCUAUAAGCAAAGUUGCUUGGAUAUGGUGUUAGAAUCAUGUACAUCAUGUGGCCUGGUACUAAUCUAACCAGAUCGAGAAUGCACAAAAACACGUUCGUUCAGGCUCAAUUCAUUUACAGCGUUAAGAGCAACACUGCAACAACAUUUCUCGGUACAGUAAUCUUCCACCAUAGCUAGCAAUUGUAGGUGGUGUCGUAAGAGAGGAGACGUGAAAUGUAGUAAUAGAUGUAUUCCUAUUCCAUUGAUAUGUAACAUAAAAAAAGGGUCGUAUUCUGGAGAAAGUCCUUUUUCUAUUUAUUUUUGUGGAUUUAGUCCCUUUAUUGAAGCGUUUAUUUUCAA